Messenger RNA from Passer domesticus (house sparrow), 8730 nucleotides. It is a transcript of the gene ESPL1, whose product is annotated as extra spindle pole bodies like 1, separase. The transcript is spliced from 31 exons. Gene Ontology annotation, molecular function: cysteine-type endopeptidase activity. Gene Ontology annotation, cellular component: cytoplasm; centrosome; mitotic spindle. The coding region runs from base 90 to 7829 and encodes 2579 amino acids. Gene Ontology annotation, biological process: meiotic chromosome separation; proteolysis. The record is from RefSeq and is a predicted model, not a curated record. Lineage: Eukaryota; Metazoa; Chordata; Aves; Passeriformes; Passeridae.
UUGAACAGGCGCGCGGCAGGCCCCCCCCCCGGCGGAGCAGCGGCGCAGCCCCCGCAUCACAGAGAAGCCCCUCAGGAGAAGCCCCCGGGAUGGCCGGGAAGGACGAAGAAGACGGGAAAGGUGGAAAGGAUGGAAGCACGGACGGCUGGGCAGGCAUCGAGGAGCGCCUGGAGGAGAUCCGGGAAAGCCUCCGGACCCCCUCAGCCCCGCCGUCCCGCCGCGUCCGCGCCUGCGACCGCGCCCUGCGCGCCUGCGUGGCCGAGCUGGCCCGGCCCGGCGGGCUGGUGGCCCUCGGCGCCCGGCUGCUAGCCCUGGCCCAGGAGGCCGCCCAGCUCUACCUGAGCCUGGUCCCCGCGCCCCCUCACCUGUACCUGGAGAAGAUCCUGUUCCACGUGCUCCGCAACGCCGCGGGUUGGGUGGGACCGCCCGCCUGGAGCGUGGCCGAGCUGCUGCGGGCGCGGCUGCGGCGCGGCCGCCGCGACGCCGACUGGGCCACCGUCACCUCCGGCGCUUUUGCUGUUCUUUGGAGAGCUGCGGCCUCUCUAGCCGGCCCGGAGCGGCCACGGGAGGAGGGCAGGGCGGUGCUGACGGCCAGGAUCCGUGCCCUGCGCUUCCUGCUGCUGCUGGAGUCGCGGGACGGGGAGGUCUCGCCUCGGGAAUCCUUCCAGCCGCCCUUCUUCGCCUCGCAGACCGCCCAGCACGCCGCGGCCGCCGCCGCUCUCUACGAGGCUCACCGGGCUCCGUGCCCGCUCUUUGUGGCCAGGCAGCUCCGGGAAUUCCUGCUGGACACCCUCAGGGAUGAGGCCUCGCAGCCACCAGGCCUCCAGGAGUCCCUGUGCUUCCUGGAGCUCACCCGGGAGCGCUGCCGCCAGCUCUGCAAAGCCCGGCGGCCCCGCGACGCCCUGGACGCCCUGGAAGAAUCCAGAACCUUCCUGGGAGCUGGGAAUUCUCUGGGAGCCCCUCUGGAGCUGCUGGAAGCCGGGAUCCAGCUGAGCCGGGCCGUGCUGGCCAGAAGCGUGCGGGCCGUGGGGCCGGCGCUGAGCCGGGCGGGAGCGGCGCUGGCGGCGGAAUGUUCCGGAAGGGUUCUGCGGCUGCUGCUGGAAAGCUCCCAGCUGGUGCUGGCGCAGCUCGGGGAGGUGCUCAGGAGGAGCCAGGAGCUGCCCCUCGGCCUCCAGGAGCUGCCCGGGGUUUGUGCAUUCUGCCAGGGCCACGGGCGGGCGCUGCGGCGGCUGCUGGCCCAGGUCCCUCCUGACUCCAUCCAGGAGCAGGUGAUGGUGAAGCAGCUGCUGUUCCACAGCCUCCAGCUCUUCUCCAACGCCAUCCACGAAAUAUUCCAGCGCUGCCAGCCCUCGGGGUGGCCGGAGCUGGCGCAGGUGACCACGAGCUGUGUCCAGAGUGUCACCUGGAUGCUGGAGGGGCUGGAGGGGCUGCCCGAGGCCGAGAGGGGCAAGUUCCUCGAUGUCACCGCUGCGGCCGCCUUCCGCCUGGGCCAGGCCUGGCAGAGCCGGAACGUUCCGGAAGCGGCCGGAGCCGUGUGCGAGCCCCUGUGCCGGGCAGUGCUGGCCGGCCACGGCUACGGCUGGCCUGGGGCCACCCCCGAGCGGCUCCACAGGUGCUUCCGGCUGCAGGCGGAGAGCUGGCGCUGCCGCGGCCGGCCGGAGCGCGCCCUGGACGCGGUGGCCCAGUGGCUGCUGGCCCUGGGGGCACAAUCCCAGGGCUUGGGGACAUGCUCCUGGGGACAGGGGACACAGUCCUGGGGACAGGGGACACAGUGCCAGCGUCCCCAGGCCACCCCGGGCCAGCCCGGCUCGCUGGUGGCCGAGCCGGUGGCGCUCUGGGCCAGGAUCAAGACGGAGGCGGCCAAGCAGGGAGCGGAGGAGCUGAGGCUGCGGACCCUGCGGGACGCGCUGCAGUCCCAGUCGCGCUGCCACGGGCAGCCCCUGUGCGGGGACGCGCUGCUGCUGCUGCUGCUGGCCGAGCUGCACGCCUACAAAGGCCUGCGGGGCCCCACGGCGCCCGAGCGCUACAACGUCCUGUGCGACCUGCUGGGCCUGUGGGACCCCCAGGGAGCCUGGAACCCCCCGGGGCCGCGGGAGCCGGGGGGCAGCCGGGACCUCCCGGGAGCGCCGGACCCCGGCCGGAGCCUGCCCAGGGCGGCGGCGCUGCUGGAGCUGGGCCAGCUGCUGUGCAGCCACAGCUUCAGCGCCUACACUGACUGCUCCGCCCUGGACGCCGUCCAGGAGGCCCUGAGGCUGCUGGAGUCGCUGGCCCGGAAUUCCCAAACCUGCAAUUCCCAAAUGCGGGAUCAGCUCCUGGACGAGCGCGCCCAGGCCCUGCUCUGGCUCCACAUCUGCACCCUCGAGGCCCUCCUGGAAAAGAGCGUGGCCCGGGAGCGGCGCGGGCGGGGCCGGGCCCCGGAGCCGGGCUGGGAUCGGGAUCCCGAGGGAGAGCGGCCGGAGGCGCGGGACGGGAUCCGCUGCAGCCUCAGCUCCGAGAGCGCUCUGUCCAAACCCUUGGAUGAAGCCCUUGCCCUGUGGAAGGAGCUGCUGGCCGGUGCCGGCGUUCCCGAGGUGCGCAGCCCGGAGCAGACCGUGAGCUCCCUGCAGCUCCUGGCCGAGCUCUACCGCCUCCAGGACAAGCCCGUGCAGGCCCUGGAGAGCCUCCUGCUGCUGCGCUCGCUAUGCCGCCGCCUCGGGGACGGCCCGGGAGCGGCCGACGCCCUGUGCCGGCUGAGCCGCGUCCUGCUGCGGCUGCGCUGCCCGGCCCGGGCCCAGGUUUUCCUGGAGGAGCUGGAAUUGUGCCUGGGGCAGGACGAGGGCAGCGAGGAUUCCCGGCUGCUCCUGCGCCAUUCCCGGCUCCUGCUGCGCAGCCAUCUCUGCUGCCUCCAGAAAAAGGUGGAUGAGGGCGUGGCGCUGCUGCUGGAGGCCCUGAGGGAGCCGUGUGCCCAGAGGGCCACCAGGGGCUGGUACCUGGCCCAGGCGCAGCGGCUGCAGCUGGUGGCCGCGUUCCUGGAGCUGCCCCCGGCGCUCCUGGCGGCGCCGCUGCGCCAGCAGCUCCGGCAGCACGGCUGGAGCAGCCCCAAGGUGGCCCUGCUGGAGGCGCAGAAGCUGCUGAGGAGCGUCCUGGUGUUCCUGGUGGGCAGCGACGUCCUGGGCAGCGCCCGGAGCCGCCCGCCCGAGGAGCCCGGCCCCGACUGCGGCCUGGCGCUGGUGCACAAGUGGCAGGUGCUGGGGGACACCCUGGGCUGCUGCCAGCGCCUGGUGACGCUGCUGGGCCACUGCGAGGUCCUGUGCCAGGCCAGGGCCUUCUGCAGCGAGGGGCUGACCCUGGCCGGACACCUGCAGGCCGCCCGCUGGUGCACGUGGUUCCUGGUGCUGCAGUCCCAGCUGGAGCUGCAGCAGGGGGAGCUGGAGCUGAGCCUGUCCCACCUGCAGCACGCCCAGUUCCUGCUGCAGCCACCGACUGAACCCAAACCCCGCCGGGACCCUCCGCGACGCCGGGCCAAGAUCCAGCUCCGGAAGGGCCACGUGGCGAGGAGGAAACCUCAGGACGCCGUUCCCGACCCCGUUCCUGGCGGGGAGGAGGACGAGGAGUUCCUGCAGGGUCCCUCGCUGGCCGCCCUGGCUCCGGCCGCGCUCCCGGAGCCGCCGGACGCCCUCACGGCCUCGCCGGAGCUGAAGGGAAGCAAAGCCUGGAGAAGCCUGGAAUUUCUGUCCCACCCCCCGGCGUGUCCCUGCUCCUUCUGCCGCGACCCCGCGCUGCUGGCGCUGGGGCUGCGCUGGCUCCUGGCACAGGCGCGGGCGCGGCUGCUGGCCGGCGAGGUGGCACCGGGGCUGGCCCUGCUCAGGGCGGUGCUGGCACGCUGUGGCAGCGCUGGCACGCGCCUGGCGCGGGAGCUGGGGGACACGGGGCAGGGCCUGGGGGCUGGGGGGACUCCUGGGGAUGGGGACGGGAGCCUGCAGGGCCCCUCUGGGCAUGGGGACAUCGGCAGGGACAGGGACAUCAGCCUGUCAGACCCCUCUGGGGAUGGGGACAUCGGCAGGGAUGGGGGAGCUCCUGGGAUUGGGGACAGCACCAAGGAUAAGGGAAUUCCUGGGAUCGGGGACAUCAACAGGGACAGGAGCCUGCAGGACCCCUCUGGGGAUGGGGACAUGGUCAGGGAUGGGGACAGGAAUCUGUCAGACCCCUCUGGGAUUGGGGACAUCAGUAGGAACGAGGACAGGAGUCUGUCAGACCCCUCUGGGAUUGGGGACAUUGUCAGGGAUGGGGACAGGAGCCUGCAGGGUCCCUCUGGGGAUGGGGACAUCAGUAGGAACAAGGAAAGGAAAAUGUCAGACCCCUCUGGGAUUGGGGACAUUGUCAGGGGUGGGGACAGGAGUCUGUCAGACCCCUCUGGGACUGGGGACAUCAUCAAGGAUAAGGGAAUUCCUGGGAAUGGGGAAAUCAGCAGGGAUGGGGACAGGAGUCUGUCAGACCCCUCUGGGAUUGGGGACAUCAGUAGGAACAAGGACAGGGCUCUGCAGGACCCCUCUGGGAUUGGGGACACCAUCAGGGACAGGGACCCCUCUAGGAGCAGGGACACCCUUGGGGACAGGGACCUGUGGGAUCACUCCAGGGACAGGGAUCCCGCUGGGGAUGGGGGCACCAUCAGGAAUGGGGACACCUUUGGGGUUGGGGACACCUUUGGGGUUGGGGACCCUCCUGGGGACAGCACCCCGGGCCCGCUGGCUGAGCUGGUGGCCACUGGCUACUGCACGCUGGCCCUGCAGAGCCUGGCCAGUCCAUCCCAGUGCCCCCCAGUUUGGGAUGAGGAGCUGGAGCGGGGGCUGACCCUCCUGGGGUCCCAAAGCCCCCCCGUGGCCGGCCUGGGGGUGGCAGUGGCCACUCUGCUGCUGGCCAAAGCCGUGGCCACCCUCGGCCGCGUGGCCGCCGCCCUCGGCCACUCCAUGGAUGACAUCCUGGCCCAGGCCUGGACCCCCCGUCCUCCACCCACCCCAAAUCCCCCAAAACCCCAAAAAACCCCCAAAGCCCCGCCCAAAACCGGACCCCAAAAAGCCAAAGCCCCCAAAGCCAAGGCGGGGAAGACCCCAAAAGUGAAGCCCCCCAAAUUUGGGGAUGUCUUCUCCCUGGGGGACUCAGACCCCGAGGUCCCCCCCAUUGUCCUGCGGCCGGGGGGGCCCUGCACCCCUCACCCCAAAUCGGGGGUGCCCCCAAAAGCGCUGCUGGGGGGGCCCAGGACCCCCUUCACCAUCUUCAGCGAGGAGCCCUCCCCGCCCGGGGGCAGCUCCCGGCUCCGCAGGGCCCCCAAAAUGCCAGGAAGGGUCAAGUCCCGCAUCAGGGUGACAUUCAGUGACAGCGACUCUGAGGAACCCCAAAUUCCCCCAGAUCCCCCCAAAAGCACCCAGAAACGUUCCUGUGCCCAGAGGAGGGUCCAGCCCCAAAAAUCCCCCAGGAAUUCUCCAGGAAUUGCAGCUCGGCCCCGGCGGGGGCGGCCCCGCAAGGAGCUGGGGACCCCCAAAAAGAGGGAAGAAAGGGGCAUCAACCACGUGGAAAAUGUGGAAAAGAAGGAAAAUGACAUCCCACAAACAGCUCUGGAAAAGAGGGAAAGAAGGGGAAACGCCAAAGUGGAAAGUGUGGAAAAAAUGGGAAAUCCCAAAGUGGAAAAUGUGGAAAAAACGGGAAAUCCAAAAAUGGAAAACGUGGGAAAAAGGGGAAAUUCCGUGGAAAAAACGAAAAAUGGCAACGUGGAAAAUGUGGAAAAGAAGGAAAAGGGCAAAUCCCAAAAAUCUCUGGAGAAGAAGGAGAACAGGGGUCCCCGCCGGGCUGGGGGUCCCCGGGAGAAGAAGGAGAGGGGGACCCCCCAAAGUGGAAUUUUGGAGGAAAAGAGGAACUGGGAAUUUUCUGGGAUUGAGGAGCGGGACCCCCUGAGGGCCGUGGAGGAGGAGGAAGAGGAGGAGGAGGAGGAGGAGAUGAGCUUCGAGCUCCCCCCGCUGCCCCCAGGUGGGGCCAGCAAGGAAAUCCCAGGAAUGGGCGACAAGGGGGAUCCCCCAAAUCCAGAGGGGUCCCAGCCCGCUGACCCCUCUCUGUCCCCAGGUGACCCCUCGGUGGCCGCGGUGCGGGCGCUGCUGGCCGAGGCGCUGGCGUGGGUCGGGCACUUCCCGCCGGGCUCUCUCUACGGCCAGCUGUGCCAGCUGCUGGCCAUGGCCCUGGGGGACGGGGACCCGCUGGCCACCGCGGCGCUGCUGGCCGAGUCCCUGGGCGUCACCCUGCGCCACCAGCUGCUGGCCAUCGUCCACGCCAGGGCACGGAAGAAGAGGAAAGCAGCAGCAGCAGCCAGGGGGGACAUCUCGGAUCAGCUCCAGGGCCUCUCCCUGAAUUCCCGGGAUUCCCAAAAUUCCCGGGAUUCCCAAAAUUCCAAGGAUUCCCGGAAUUCCCAGGAUUCCCAAAAUUCCCAGGAUUCCCAGAAUUCUGAGGAUUCCCAGUCCCACCUGGCCCAGCUCGAGGAGCUUUUCCAGUUCAGCUCCGCGGGUUUGGGGCCGGCGGAGCGGGAGCAGUUCCGGGAGCAGCUCCAGAAGAUUCCCAGCGGUGUCACCGUGUGCCAGCUGUCCCUGGUCAGUGCCACCCCCGGCGCCCUCGGGGACACGCUGCUGCUGACGCGGCUGGAGCGCGGCGCGGAGCCCGUCAGCGUGCGCAUCGCCACCGAGCGCUGCCAGGCCCCCCUGAGCGGGAUCCUCCGGGAAUUCGAGCGGAUCCAGCGGGAGCAGCGCGAGGCCAACGCCUGCACCGAGCGCCAGGAGUGGUGGGAGCGGCGAUCCCGCCUGGACCUGCGCAUGCAGAGCCUGAUCCAGAACCUGGACUCGGAGGUUUUGGGGUGCUGGCGGGGGCUGCUGCUGCCCCGGGAUCCCGGGAAUUCCCCCCUGGAUGAGCAGGAAUUGUCCCAGCUGCUCCAGGAGCUCCGGGAAUGCGGCUGGGACCGCCCCGAGCCCGCCCUGCUCCGGGCGCUGCUGUGGGCGCUGUGUCCGGCCGAUGUCCGGCCGCUGGCCGCAGCGCUGUGUCCGGCCCGGCCGCUGCGGGCGCGGCUGCUGCUGGACGAGGCCCUGGAGCGGCGCCGGGAGAGCCCCGGGGGCAGCGCGGGGUCCCUGGUGCUGCUGCUGGACAGGCACCUGCAGCGGCUGCCCUGGGAGAGCUCCAGGACCCUCCGGAACGUUCCGGUGACGCGGCUGCCGGGGCUGCGCUUCCUGCUGCGCUACGGGCUGGCACGGCAGUGCUCGGGGUCGGUGCUGAGCCGCGGCGUGAACCCCAAAAACGCCUUCUACGUGCUGAACCCCCAGCGGGACCUGGGCGGCACCGAGGAGAGGUUCCGGGGCUGGUUCGAGAGCGAGCCCGGCUGGCGCGGGGUCUCGGGGACGGCGCCGACCCCGCAGCAGCUGCAGGAGGCGCUGGGGCAGCGCGACCUCUACAUCUACGCCGGGCACGGGGCGGGGGCGCGGCUCCUGGACGGGCAGAGCCUGGCACGCCUGCCCUGCCGGGCCGUGGCGCUGCUCUUCGGCUGCUCCAGCGCCGCCCUGGCCCCGCGGGGGCCCCUCGAGCCCUCGGGCACCGUCCUCAAGUUCGUCCUGGCCGGGUGCCCUCUGGUGCUGGGGAACCUGUGGGAUGUCACGGACCGGGACCUGGACCGGCUGGCGCAGGCGCUGCUGCGGGGCUGGCUGGGGGGCGGCCCCGGGACCCCCCUGCUGGCCCAGCUGGCCCAGGCCCGCCAAGCCCCCCGCCUCAAAUCCCUCAUCGGGGCCGCCCCCGUGGCCUACGGGCUCCCGGUCAGCCUCUGCUGAGGGAGCCACGUUUGGGGGGGCCCUUGGUGCUUUGGGGGCUCCCCCAAGGCUCGGAGUGAAGGUUUGGGGUCCCUUUGGGGCUCCCCCAUGGCUUGGAGUGAGGAUUUAGGGUUCCCCCACUGCCUGGAGUGAGAGCUUGGGGUCCCUUUGGCAUCUUUUGGGUCCCUUUGGGGGCUCCCCCACUGCCUGGGGUGAAGGUUUGGGGUCCCUUUGGCUUCUUUGGGGUCCCCCCGUUGCCUGGGGUGAGGGUUUGGGGUCCCUUUGGGGUUCCCCCAUGGCUUGGAGUGAGGAUUUGGGGUCCCUUUGGCAUGUUUAGGGUUUCCCCAUUGCCCAGAGCUGCCCUGGGGUGAAGGUUUGGGGUCCUUUUGUCAUCUUUGGGGUCCCUUUGACAUCUUCAGGGGUCCCCCCAUUGCCUGGAGUGAAGGUUUGGGGUCCCCCCAUCAUCUUUGGGGUCCCCAGGGGCUGCCCUGGGGUGAAGGUUUGGGGUCCCCCCAUGGCCUGGAUUAAAGGUUUGGGGUCCCUUUGGCAUCUUUGGGGUUCCCCCAUUGCUUGGAGUGAGGGUUUAGGGUUUCCCCAUUGCCUGGAGUGAAUUUUUGGGGGGACUCCAGUUGUUUUCGGGGUCCCCCCUUUAUUUAUAGGGGAGAACUGGGGGUCCCCCCAUCACUUUUGGAAUCCACUUGUGGCCUUUGGGGCCCCCCAUUUGUUACUUUUGGGGUCCCCCAUUACCUCUGGUGACGCUUUUGGGGCUCCCACCCCCGCGGGGAUUUCUGGGGUGUCUGAAGGAAAGGGGAGGGUUGGAACUGCCUUAAUUUAAUGAAAUUUUAACAACAUUUUAACAAAAUUUUUAACGAAAUUUGGUUUUAUUCGCCUGUUUUGCAACAAUAAAGCUGCUGCCUCUGCA